Molecule: messenger RNA, 2086 nt
Organism: Rhipicephalus sanguineus (brown dog tick)
Lineage: Eukaryota; Metazoa; Arthropoda; Arachnida; Ixodida; Ixodidae
Exons: 10
Coding region: 52-1380 (442 amino acids)
Source: RefSeq, a predicted model, not a curated record
GAGCGCGCGCCUCUACAGGGCGUGGUCGCUCGUGCGCGGGCUUCUCUAGUGAUGGCAAUGUGCGUGAAUAUGUUCAACCUGAUAUACCUGUUCAUGCGCUACCACGAGCUGUUACCUCCCGACGCGGUGUUUAUAAAGCAGGAAAUCGAGAGCAUCAUGCCCGACGUCAAGAACCUCGACAAGUACUUGGCUCCAAGAGACGGGACUAUCUUUCUAAGCACUCUCGCGGGCAUCAGCGUUGCGUUCGAUUUCAUCCUUUACGUGGGAGUAGAACGACAGCAGCCCGGUCUGAUCCUGAGUGCGUGGAUGUGGGGCGUCAUCGACUGUUCCCUCGACGCCGCCGUCGGGAUCGCUUCGGGAAACUUGACCUUCAUGGACUCGCUUGCACGAGAGCCAAAGGCAAGCCCGGUGACCGAGUCAGUAGAAAAGUCUUUAUCGUUAUACAGAAAGAUGUACGGCAACACUACCACGCAGCAGACCACGCCAACGACCAUUUUUGCCACUGAUGAUGAAGGUCCUCGCAGCAACGACACCGAAUACGCAAGAGCUCGGAAAGCAACCUUAUACAAGAAGGUGUACGGAAACUCUAUUGUGAUGCAUAGGAUGCCGGCCACCAGUGCCAUUAAAUAUGGUCCUCUUGCCGUGUACGUCCCAUCUCACAAAGUACCGGCACCUCAGGUGGUCGACGACGCAAGCGCCGCCAAUACUACGGUCUAUCGGCUUACAGACGAACAGGUUUCCGUGCUCGUUCUUUACAUCAUACUUCGUCUGACCGUCAAGCUCAUUGCGCUGGCAGGCAUCAAGGACUACGCAAGCCAAGUAAUCAUUCAGCGCAAGAGGCGGUAUCUGGAGACGACCCAGGAGACGACCAUGAAGGACUCUACCGAGGCGCUGACGCAGCACUCGACCCACGGAUCCACGGUGUCCAUGCCAGUCUUGGCGCACUCACCAACGCAUCAUCUGGCGCCCCAUCCAGGUCAUGCGCCCCAUCCAGGUCAUCCGCCGCAUCUACCACCACCGUAUCCAGUGCAUGGUCACCAUGCAGGCGCUCCUGGCUUGGCGCCGCAUGGAAGACCACCGUAUCCAGUGCAUGAACAUGAGCACGGUCACCAUGCAGGGGCUCCGGGCUUGGCGCCGCAUGGACGACCACCGUAUCCAGUGCAUGAACAUGAAUACGGUCACCAUGCAGACGCCCCUGGAUUAGCGCCGCAUGGACGACCACCGUAUCCAAUGCAUGAACAUGACCAUGGUCACCAUGCAGGGUCUCCUGGCUUCGCGCCGCAUCUACAACCAACACACCCAGGUCAUGAACAUGAACAUGGCCACCAUCCUGAACCUCCUGGCUUCAAGAAUUUGACCCACCAUAUAGGACACACGUAAUACUUGUACGGUAUUAAACUUUCCGCCUGAUAUUUUACUUGUCCGAACAUCGAAUUUGUCUGCCUCGUCCAAUAAGGGCCCUCGGAACUGCGCAGUCUGAAGAACAGCGAAAGCGAUGAUGUGGCCUUAUUGAUAUUGCAUCAGAAGACAAUCAAGGUUUAGUUUUCCUUGAACUGCAUCUUCAUAUAAUCUAGUUCGAGAAGGCGCGUGUCCUGUCUUGUCUAUGUAUCUUGUUUGAGCAACAACUAUAGAUCGUUUCAAGAUGAACAGUGCCGGCCCCUUGGCUGGUUCCUUCUGCGUUUCCAGGUACGGUUUCUACAAGACGACCGCUCGUUUUGGACACAGUGCAUAGUGUGAUACCCUGGUUGCGGUCAUUGAAAAAGCGUCAGGUCUCAUGUAAACAACGCGCUAGGUAUUGGAAGCGCCAGGAAAUUCAACUUUUUGAAAUAUAUAGUGCUUGUGCUUCUAGCUUGAACCGCUUUUCCGCUGUCACAAGCUUUAAAAUGCGUUCGUUUCUUGGCGAAACAAGUGCACUUUUUUAUUCUGACCGUGGAUGUUUACUGUUUUUACUGUUUUAGUUCGUGCAUUAUGUAUACCGUGUGUUUCUGUUUGCUGUGAGGCUGCCCAGCGUAUGGGGUGGCCAGAUUCCCCUCAAGCUGCUCAAUGCAGCUUUUUUGUUGCAACCUUGUCAAUAAACUCGAUAAAC